Messenger RNA from Exophiala aquamarina CBS 119918, 390 nucleotides. RefSeq lists its product as uncharacterized. The record is from RefSeq and is a predicted model, not a curated record. Bases 68 to 274 code for a protein of 68 amino acids. Lineage: Eukaryota; Fungi; Ascomycota; Eurotiomycetes; Chaetothyriales; Herpotrichiellaceae. The transcript has a single exon.
GAUCUCACCGGGCGUGAAAACUGCGAGAAGCUUGUAUGUCUGGGCAUGGAGGAAUACGGGCAUAUUGAUGCGAUCUACAAUAAUGCAGGAAUGGCAUACUUUGGCUGGAUGGAUGAAAGCAAAGAUGAGGACUGGUACGAGACAGUCGAUCAAGAACUUAGCCUGGUUUAUCUCCUCACUCGAGUUGCAUGGCCGCAAAUUAAGGUGUCCGGGGCGUCGGGUAUCAAUGUUGGCUCUGUCAACGGAUGAGUUGCCGUUGAGCAUGUUGCGGUGAAGGACGGCAUCAUAGCCAUGACAAAGGAGCUGGCAAUGAAAGGGCGUACUCAUGGCAUUAGGGGCAACUCGGUUUCACCAGGGGUCAUUGAGACGCUCCAGACAGCACCAUUGACG